Molecule: messenger RNA, 651 nt
Organism: Dermacentor silvarum
Lineage: Eukaryota; Metazoa; Arthropoda; Arachnida; Ixodida; Ixodidae
Product: sex-determining region Y protein-like
Exons: 1
Coding region: 1-651 (216 amino acids)
Source: RefSeq, a predicted model, not a curated record
AUGGCAGUUCCCGAUGAGGCCUCGCUUCCCGCCGUGGUGGGUGCAUCGUUGAGCAGGGAGGUGCAACACUGCUACCAGCGGCGAUCGCACGUUCCGCCACCGCCAAGUGCUUUGAUGCAGUUCGCACAGGAAAAGAGGCGUUCGGUGGCCGCCAUGAAGGCGAAAGAAAACAACCGGCGCGUUAGCAGCCGCAUAACAAAGAUGCAGCGUCCUCUCCGCGCCGCCGACAAGGAGCCCCUCCACCGCAAGCUAGCCGAAGCAGUCGCCGUCCACCGAAGGAAGUACCCGGACUACGCGCACCACCCGCGUGAGGGCCGCCGGCGCAAGGAGCAAGAACGCAUUGCCAAGCAGGUUACCAGCAAGCUGAAGAACGCCAGUUCCUGGGACAAGGAGCAGCAGCCGACAACUUGCACGGUCGCGGCCCAGGGUCGAAGCAGCCCGAAGUUCCAGCAGCAGCUGCAUCCACCACGACUGCCGCCGACGCCAAGCAGCAAACACCGUGGUACCAUCAGUGCUGCUCGAGUCGGCGCUUCGGGCGUACGUCAGGGAACUGUGGCUUCUAUGACGAUGGACAAUGUCCCGGCCACGACCAAGGAUCUCGAAGGACAAGUGGUGCCUGUAAAGGUGGGUGCCUUAAGAGCCUUGGCUUAA